AUGGAGCGCACACCACAGGGGGCUUCACGACUUUACCCUUCUCAGGGAACCCCGUGCGAGACUUCUGCUCAGCUACAGUCGCUGCAACGGGGGGGACCGCCGAGCAGAUGGAUCUCCCCGGCCAGGCCCGUUUCGGACUCGUCGGCGCUGCCCGACAUGUUUGCAGGAGCUUCAGCGUGGCUGGAGGAUCCCUUGAAGGUUUUUCGGCAGAGGCAGCUCCUAGGGUCUCUCUCGGGUGCCAUAUUAGGCCCUCAGCAAAGCCACAGAGGAGACUCUCGAGAGGGUACUGGCUGGGCACCUGCUGUGCGGGGCCUGGGGGCCCCCAACCUUACUCCAGAGGGCGGUCUGGGGCUUCGGUGGCUCGUUUCUGGGUGGCGCCGGGGCUCUGUGCCCAACAACAAGUUUGAUCUGAGGCCCUUUGCUGUUGCGCAACACAUGGGCCAGAUUGACCCCGCCUCCUGCCCUUUCUGCGCUGAGAGGCGAAUGGCUAUCCGGUUUCUGCGUGAGGAGAAAAACCGGCUCGACAAGGAAAUAAAUGAUAUACUUGACUCGACUCAUACGGAUCUUCGUGAUAGCCUGCGGGAGUACCAGGAGCAGCACCUCACAUCAGGAGACCGGAAUGGUCCCAGCAAAGUGCUGAGUGCUGCUGCUGCUAAGCUGUCUGCUGCAGCAGCUGCUGCAGCCGCAGCAGCAGCAGAAGCCCUUUCGGGUGCUCUCUCUGGGGCUAGUUGUCGGGGUCCCCAGUCUGCGUCUGACUUUGAUGAGCUUCUUCCCGGGACCUGCUUACCUUGGGAAGCGCCAGCAGCAGCAGAAGCAGCAAAACCAGAAGCGGCAGCAGCCCCAGCGGCGUACGGCCACGGCGGAGCCUUCCGGCGCCCUGCUGCUCCAGGCGCCCCUGGCGGUCUAAUGGGAACAGCAGCGUCACUCCUGUCGCUGGGUUCAUCUGUGCAGCUGACCGCAUCAGAUAGCGCUAUCUUGGGGGGCCCCUUAGGCGGCCCUAUGGCUGCUGCUGCUACCCCAGGGCCGCCGGUUGGCGGCCAGGAGGCCUUAUGUCGGGAAUGUGCGGACACGGCAGCUAGCGUCUCCUUUUGGAGGGACGAAGUGGACAAGCUAGAGCGCAGCUGCCAGCUAGCCAUUCAGUUUCAUACGGACCGCGCAGAGCUUGUCGAGGCUGUGCUUGUCUCCUCGUACAGAGCUGACGACAGCAGCAACCGCAACUGUGGCAGGCGCGAGAGUGGCACGUCUUGUGAUAGUGAAAUUUCACUUGAAGACGAACCUCAAGCGCGUAAGCUCAACGGCGAAACUGUGCUUUUGGUCACGAGGCCUCGAAUACAGCAGCAGCAGCUGCCGCUGUUGCAAUAG
Messenger RNA from Eimeria necatrix, 1362 nucleotides. RefSeq lists its product as hypothetical. NCBI's taxonomy places the organism in Eukaryota, Apicomplexa, Conoidasida, Eucoccidiorida, Eimeriidae. The record is from RefSeq and is a predicted model, not a curated record. The transcript has 3 exons. Bases 1 to 1362 code for a protein of 453 amino acids.